GUUCUCUCCGUCCCUCCACCCUCUUUAAAUAGUUCCAUUCUGGACUUGUUGAGACUCUAAAACUCAGCCAUGCAUCCUUUAUUAGCCUUCACCUUCGUUCAUCUUCUACUUCUAAUCUCUCCAACAAAAAUCGAAGCCGAUGGUUUCACCGUCGACCUCAUCCACCGCGACUCCCCCCAGUCUCCCUUUUACGACCCUUCGAUCAGCAAAUCGGACCGCCUCGCCAACGCCAUUCGACGCUCGUUCUCCCGUGUCGCUCGCUUCAACGAACUCUCUCGGUACACCCCGAACAACGACAUACAAUCCCCGCUAUUUCCCUCCGGCGGGGAGUAUCUGAUGAAAUUAUCCAUCGGAACCCCGCCUCUAAAAACGACCUUAUUGGCCGAUACCGGUGGCGACCUCUCGUGGACGCAGUGCCGGCCUUGCGUCAAGUGUUUCAAGCAAAAUUCCACCAUUUUCGACCCCAAGAAAUCUUGGACCUAUAAAGAGUUACCAUGCGGAUCUCAGCCUUGCAAAGCGCUACGUAAAUCUACUUGUAAGGGGGCAGGUAAAAAUGGUACUGCUAGAAUUUGCGAGUACAGAUAUGGGUAUGCGGACAAAUCGUACACUAUUGGAGAUGUAGCUACGGAUACGUUCACUUUCGGGUCUAGUUCGGGUAGGCCCGUUUCUGUCGGGAAAAUAGUUUUCGGGUGCGGUCACAAUAAUGGAGGCACCUAUAAUGCGGCCACCACCGGGGUAAUUGGCCUCGGUGGUGGUUCCCUCUCACUAGUGAGGCAGUUGGGCGACUCCAUCGGUGGCAAAUUUUCCUAUUGUUUGGUUACGAAUGUCGAUGAUAAAUUCACGAGUAAAAUCAGCUUCGGAGACAAGGCGGUGGUUUCCGGGCCGGGCGUGGUCUCGACUCCGUUUGUGUUCAAGGGGAAAUUCAACUAUUACUAUCUCACGCUGGAGAGCAUAAUUGUGGGAAACAAGAGGUUGGGUUACGAGACGAAAAUGCCCCCGGACACGAGAUCCGGUUCCGUCAGCGGAGAGGGUAAUAUCAUCAUCGAUUCAGGGACAGUUUUGACAUUUUUACCAAGCAGAAUUUUUGCGAAUUUGGAAUCUCAUUUGGGCAAAGUGAUCAAAGAGCAACCAAUGAAGGACCCAGGUGGGGUUUUCAAGCUAUGUUACAGAGAUGAUAAUAUUGAUCAUUACCCUUCACUGACAUUCAAAUUCAAAGGGGCAGAAGUGGAAUUGCCUGCACUGAUUACGUUUUUCCAGGUUGGGAAGCUGUUGUGUUUGGCGAUGGCCCCUACUGAUGACGUGGCUGUUUUUGGGAAUUUGUCUCAGGAGAAUUUCUUGAUAGGUUAUGAUCUUGUGAAGAAACAAAUUUCUUUUAAGCCAACUAAUUGCAGCAAAAACAAACUAGCUAGUUGAGGUUAAUGGUGGAAAUCAUCAAAUACUAUAGAAAUUAAUAAAUGUGACAUAGGAAACAUAAUCACUCAACAGAAGUGAAUCAAUUAUCAUUCCAGUAAAUUCUAUUCCAUGCUACAUGGAAUCGGUAAUGUAUUCAUAUGUUCUUUUUUAAGUUAAGCGGUAAGAAAAUUAUAUUUGACAA
Molecule: messenger RNA, 1594 nt
Organism: Rhododendron vialii
Lineage: Eukaryota; Viridiplantae; Streptophyta; Magnoliopsida; Ericales; Ericaceae
Product: aspartic proteinase CDR1-like
Exons: 1
Coding region: 70-1413 (447 amino acids)
Cellular component (GO): extracellular region
Source: RefSeq, a predicted model, not a curated record